Molecule: messenger RNA, 1746 nt
Organism: Rhincodon typus (whale shark)
Lineage: Eukaryota; Metazoa; Chordata; Chondrichthyes; Orectolobiformes; Rhincodontidae
Product: forkhead box protein P2-like
Exons: 9
Coding region: 1-1107 (368 amino acids)
Biological process (GO): regulation of transcription by RNA polymerase II
Cellular component (GO): nucleus
Molecular function (GO): DNA-binding transcription repressor activity, RNA polymerase II-specific; RNA polymerase II cis-regulatory region sequence-specific DNA binding
Source: RefSeq, a predicted model, not a curated record
AUGUAUUGGUUCAGUACUUUAUUCUCAAAUUGUGAAUCCUUCUUCCACGUUAGGCACCUCAGCAACGAGCACGCACUUGACGAUCGCAGCACAGCCCAGUGUCGGGUUCAGAUGCAAGUUGUACAACAACUAGAAAUUCAGUUGUCCAAGGAGAGUGAACGCCUCCAGGCCAUGAUGGCUCACCUACACAUGAGGCCUUCAGACCCAAAGCCUUUCGCACAGCCUCUGAACCUGGUGUCGAAUGUCACACUUUCCAAGACCUCUUCAGACACUUUCCCAGAAAGUUUACCUCACACGCCAACGUCAGCCGCUACACCAAUCACCCCUGGGCGACAGGCCCCCUCGGUCAUUAGCUCAGCGAGUUUACACAAUAUGGGAGCAAUCCGGAGGAGGCAUUCGGAUAAAUACUGCAUGCCGUUAUCUUCAGAACUUGCUCAGAACCAUGAAUUUUAUAAGAAUGCAGAUGUUCGACCUCCUUUUACGUAUGCAUCCCUCAUCCGGCAGGCAAUUUUGGAAGCGCCCGACAGACAGUUAACACUCAAUGAAAUUUAUAACUGGUUCACAAGAAUGUUUGCGUACUUCCGCAGAAACACAGCUACAUGGAAGAACGCCGUGCGACACAACCUCAGCCUUCACAAGUGUUUUGUACGAGUGGAGAAUGUGAAAGGGGCAGUUUGGACAGUGGAUGAAGUGGAGUACCAAAAGCGCAGGCCACCAAAGAUGACCGGAAGUCCGACUCUAGUGAAGAAUGUGAUUACAGGACUUGGAUAUGGAGGAGCACUUAACCCCAGCUAUCAGGCAGCUUUGGCUGAAAGCAACAUGCAGCUACUCAACAGUCCGAGCUUAAUGAACCCAUCAGGUAGCAGCUUGAUGCAUGUAGCUCACGAUGAUGUCAGCAGCACUGUGGAGCAAGUGAACAGUAAUGGAAGCAGCAGUCCUGGACUCUCCCCUCAACAGCACGGGCACCAGGUCCACAUCAAGGAGGAGCCUGCAGAGUUGGAGGAAGACGAUCCAUCUGUCUCGAUUAUUGCAACAGCCAAUGUGAAUUCGGAAAUGCAGGAUGCGAGAGAGAUGGAGGAGGAGCUAACAGCAGAGGAAUUGGAAUAAAAUGGAACUCAAGCACUUCAACUUAUUAAAAAAAAACAAAAAAACAGGGUCAGACCUCAUAACCUGCACAUCCAUCAGAACAGCAUCUCCUGCGCUAACUCACCUGGGACCGAGAGAUCAAAGCAAGGAGCACGUUCCCUCAAAUACCAACAGAUACUUGAAAACUCUAAUGGCAGCUUUAAUUAGCCAUUAACAAUGGAGCAUGGACACAACCAAUUUUUUUGGUGUAGAGAAAAUGGCUCCAACUUAUCAAAGCAAGACUGGUGACCAUUUUAUUAACUUUCUUCCCAAAUGUUUUGUCGCUAAAACAGAGAUGGUUAUUAGUCUUCUGGACUGCCAGGUAUUUACACACAGCUGCAAUGUGAAUAAGUAUGUAUUCACUGCUAGGGCCCCAAACAGACUUUUACAACCUGCUUUAAAGGUACCUCAAUUUGAAUUUUUUUCUAUCCAAUGCUGUAGAUAGCUCAACAGGCACAUUGUAUUCAAGCACGAGAGCAACAGCGGAACUGUUUCUGGGAUAUCAGAUCCGUCUCACAGGCGUUGACAUCUGAAGAAAUCCAGAUGAAAGAUCCAUCUAUGACAGUGUUAACUUGUCUUUAAACUCUCACUGCUAUUUUAAUUUUUCUGUUCAUAUCUGGG